Messenger RNA from Schizophyllum commune H4-8, 1069 nucleotides. RefSeq names its product NAD(P)-binding protein. Lineage: Eukaryota; Fungi; Basidiomycota; Agaricomycetes; Agaricales; Schizophyllaceae. The coding region runs from base 218 to 970 and encodes 250 amino acids. The record is from RefSeq and is a predicted model, not a curated record. The transcript has 7 exons. Gene Ontology annotation, molecular function: oxidoreductase activity.
CAUGCUAACCUAGGGGAUGGGCGAGCCCGAAAGUGACGCGUACAGUCGGCAUUGCUGGUAGCUCGGUCGAAAAGGUUUGGCGACGCUGGUUGACCAAACGCAGCGUCCAAUCACGAAGCACAGUCUGGCGCUGCUCGACUGCUUCGCAUAUUAAGAUCAAGCGAAGGAAGAAGCAGGGCACCUGGUAUCUCAAACUCGCGCUUCCCACCUAAUCAUCAUGAGCACUCAAACCUCCUCAAUCGUCUACCUCGUCUCUGGCGCGACUCGUGGGAUAGGCCUCGCUUUCGUAUCCUUGUUGGCUGAACGCCCGAACACGAUCGUUUUCGCCGGCGCUCGCGAUCCCGCCACGGCGUCCGACCUGCAGGCAGUCGCCGCAAAGCAUCCCGACAAUGUCUUCGUAGUCGAACUGAAGGCGUGUGACCAAGCAGGGAACACCCGCGCCGUCGAGCAGAUCCGCCAGAAGACUGGCCGCCUGGACGUCGUUAUCGCGAACGCUGCCAUCGCCAACAGCCUGAAGCUCCUUGUAGACGAGACACCAGAGGCUAUGCGCGAGCACUUUGAUGUCAACGUCGUCGGCACCCUCGUCCUCUUCCAAGCCGCAUACCCACUCAUGAAGGCCUCCCCAACUCGGAAAUUCGUCGUCAUGGGCGCGAAGGGCGGCAGCAUCACCAACGGCCCCGAGUUCGGUGUCCUCGUCAACGCGUACUGCUGCUCGAAGGCAGCAGUGCACUACAUGACGAAGAAACUGCAGCUCGAGAACGAGGACUUUGUGAUAUUCCCCAUAUGCCCAGGUGCCGUGGAUACCGAUAUGCUCCGCUAUGCUCAAGAGCGCGAUCCGCGGUUCGGCAACGCAAAGGGAGCAGCGCCGGAAGAGGUCGCUGCAAGCAUCCUACAAAUUGUCGACAACGCAACGAGAGAGAACGCGGGAGGGAAGUUCAUGGACGUGUCCGGAGCCGUCAAUGCUUGGUAGAGGGAAAGAUGAUGUAUCAUAACGCCUGAAGGUACGAGACCAUGUACAUCUACUCUCAGACCGUGGUCUUAUAGUGCAUCGGCUGAAGAUGAUCCUGCU